Messenger RNA from Oncorhynchus kisutch (coho salmon), 1591 nucleotides. Its product is annotated as hairy/enhancer-of-split related with YRPW motif protein 1-like. Gene Ontology annotation, biological process: regulation of DNA-templated transcription. The record is from RefSeq and is a predicted model, not a curated record. NCBI's taxonomy places the organism in Eukaryota, Metazoa, Chordata, Actinopteri, Salmoniformes, Salmonidae. The transcript is spliced from 5 exons. Gene Ontology annotation, molecular function: DNA binding; protein dimerization activity. The coding region runs from base 125 to 1084 and encodes 319 amino acids.
CCCUGAGAACAAGGCUUGACUUUAAACAGUUGCGCGGACACGUCGCUUUCACAGGAUUUGCGGAGAUCACACUGAGGGACGGACAAUCUAUACUGAAUAUUGCUACUUGGGAUUCUGGAGCAAAAUGAGACGAAAUCACAAUUACAGCUGUUCAUCUGAUAGCGAACUUGAUGACAAUAUAGAAGUGGAGAAGGACAGUGGUGACGAAAAUGUAAACCUUGACUCUUCGCAUGACUUGAUGUCACCCCCGAAAACCACUCCAACUCAAGCCAGAAAACGACGCAGAGGAAUUAUUGAGAAACGGCGACGUGACCGAAUCAACAACAGCCUGACUGAUCUCAGAAGACUUGUACCAAGUGCGUUUGAGAAGCAGGGAUCGUCAAAAUUGGAAAAAGCGGAAAUUUUGCAGAUUACUGUAGAUCAUUUGAAGAUGAUACAUGCUGCCAACGGACAAGGGUAUUUUGAAGCCCACGCCCUGGCCAAGGACUACCGCAGCCUGGGCUUCAGGGAGUGUCUGUCAGAGACGGCCCGCUACCUAAGCAUCAUGGAGGGCUGGAACAGUGUCGACCUACUCCGCGUACGCCUGGUCUCUCACCUCAACAACUACGCCUCUCAGAGAGACAUCCACACUGGAUUGACUGGACACCCUGGACAACUAGCCUGGGGCUCCGCUUUGAGGACACCCUCCGCCCACCUGCCACACCCCCUCUUACCACUUCCCCAGGGACGGACACUAGCCCACCACAGUACCAGCAGCCCACCCUCCUCCUGCUCCAUCUCCUCCUCCUCCUCCACCUCCUCCUCCAUGUCAUCCCCCUGUUCUACUGAUACCUCAGUGACCUCCAGACUCAGCGUGACGGCCCCCUCCAAGGCACUCAGGGUGCCCCCCAAUGACAAUCUACCCCUGGGGCUGGCCCUGUCAGUCUCAGCCUCCAAGCUCUCCCAACCACUCUCCUCCCUGUCUGCCUUGUCCUUCACUACUUUUCCCCUAGUGUCCCCGGCAGCCCUCAAUUCAUCAGGCUCCUCCACAGCCCUGAGAAAUCAGCCUUACAGGCCCUGGGGGACUGAGAUCGGGGCCUUCUGAACUCUUGUGAUCAUCAGAACCGGAAGGCAACAACUUAGAUCCCCGCCAACCUGCCUCCCCCCAAUCUGCCUCCCCCAACCUGCCUCCCCCCAACCCGCCUCCCCCCAACCCGCCUCCCCCCAACCCGCCUCCCCCCAACCCGCCUUUUAUCAUGAAUAAUUGUUAAAUGUUGUUGUGAGCCCAGGUAUGGCCUCCAAGGUAGGAAAGGACUGACUAUUGUUUCAUGACCACAAAACUGAUUUCAUUUGGUUUAUUAUCAGAGUGCACUAAGAAGGAUUUUGGGGUAUUUGUAGGUCAAAUAUAAUAUUGUAAAAAUAGAACUCCUGCAGCUUUGAAAGAGAACAAAUACACCUGCAAUGUAUCACAAAUAGAGUUAAACAUGAACUGGAUCUGCUAAUACAUUAGUUAUGUCUAUAUGGGAUUGUCGAACAUGCUUUAUAUAGAAAGCAACUUUGAAAAAAUGUAGUUUUGUAAUAUUUUUGUACCAAUAAACUGAGUUUGUAAGAA